Molecule: messenger RNA, 807 nt
Organism: Metarhizium album ARSEF 1941
Lineage: Eukaryota; Fungi; Ascomycota; Sordariomycetes; Hypocreales; Clavicipitaceae
Product: Spherulation-specific family 4
Exons: 1
Coding region: 1-807 (268 amino acids)
Source: RefSeq, a predicted model, not a curated record
AUGCCCCGGCCGUUCCUCAUCGUGCCGCUGUACAUGUACCCUCUCGAGGCCGCGUGGGAACCGCUCUUCCGCGCAGCCCGCAGCCAUCCCGACGUCAGCUUCGUCGCCAUCGUCAACCCCAACAGCGGGCCGGGACCAGACUCUCUCCCCGAUGCCAACUACCUGGCUGCCCUGCAGGAAAUGCACGGCGUGGCCAACAUUUGCGCCCUUGGCUACGUCUUUUGCAGCUAUGGCGAGCGUCCCGAGGCUGCUGCACGUGCCGACAUCGCCAGGUACUGUCGAUGGAGCCGCCACGGCAACAUCUCCCUCGCCGGCAUCUUCUUCGACGAGACGCCAUCCCAACUUUGGCGCCUGACGUACAUGGCUAGUCUUGCGCACUACAGCAGGCUGACGUGGCGCCAGGAAACAGGCAAGGACGGCGUCGUCAUCUACAACCCAGGCGUCGUCGUCCCCCGUCCCUUCUUUGCACAUGCAGACUUUGUCGUCGUCUUUGAGCAGUCUCACCAUCACUGGGACGCAACCUUAGCACCUCGGGGCCUGGCACGCGCCCCAGUCGAGGUUCGCUCCAAGACGGUAGCCGUGAUCCACUCCAGCCAGGCGGGGGCCGCCCAGGUGGGGGACUUGACGAGAUAUGUCCUGUCCCUAGGCCUAACCGGCCUCUUCGUCACGGACCAAAAGGACGGUGGCUAUACGCAGUGGCCGUCGCUGUGGACGGAACUAGCGGCCGCCAUGGCAGCCGAGUGCUCGCAAGCUGCGACUCAGUCUUGUGCGCGCCCCCAAGAUCAUCACCAAGCUUGGUCCGGCUAG